UAUUUAGAGCGUAAUAGCUUUGGCAUCUCGACAGGAGCUACUGGGCGCUGGGCGGUGUAAGGGCGCCGUAGCAGUGCGCGCAUGUGGGAAUAGAGAGAGCGUGCGGCAUCCUUCUUUCCUUUGUUCUAGUUGGAUCGAUCACUCUGUUCUUGGCUUCAGUUAUCUCGAGGAGCGCCAGCGAAAUAUUUCUUCUCUCCCCUCCCUCUUCUCUCCUUGAUCUCGAUCCUCCGUCCGCUAUACCGUAAGAAUGCAGGUCCCUGGCGCCGAUCCAAUGUAUAUCGCCGCCGAUUUCGAUUCUGUCAUCGACGCCCUGGAAUUCCAUGCGGCGCCGGAUGAUCUCUCCGAAAUAUCCCGUCGGGAGGAGGAAUUCGUCGAAAAGGCGGGCUUUACAUCGAUUUCCGGGUGUAGCUCGUCGUCGUCGCACUCCACGCUCAGCGUUGACACCACGGACGAGCCGCAAGAGGAGAGGAAGCGCUUCCAACCGGAAGAACGUGAGCACAUCAGCAGUUUGAAGUUGAAGGAGGAGGAGGGCUCGAGUCGCUAUGGCGGGCGCUACGGUCCCAGGAACCUCCUCAAGGCCUCCAAACGCGUCACGGGAAGAGCCAGUCGGACAGUCUACACGAAGCCAACGCUGGCGAGCAUAAAGCCGGAGAGAUUGCCGGCUCCUAGCGCCGACGAAGUGGACGCGUUUCUCGGGGAGCUCGAAGGCCAGAUGGACAAGGUGCAGCACAAGCUAUUCACGGAGAGAUACAACUUCGAUGUUGCCAACGAGCGUCCUUUGCCAGGAAGAUUCGAAUGGGUGAAGGUCCAAGAUCAAGGAGAUCAUGCAGCAUGAGCAGAAGGCGAAGAAAGCGGCUGCGAUCAUGGAAAAACCCGCGCAUGGACAGCUUGUGAAUACCCGUUGCAGCAGUUUUUUCAAGUUCCAAGCUGCGACUCGAGAAGCCACGACGCGGGGGAAUUCUCAACGCAGAGAGACCGGGUACAUAGUUACAACACGAAGAACAACACAGGAAUAUACAUAUAGAACCAUCGAGCUCCGUGGUGAUCUGAUGGGCUUCCCUGGUGUGCUUUCAGGGGCUUUGGACGAGGGAGAAAGAAAGAGAGAGAGAGAGAGGUAGCUAUCUAUUCGCGAGCAAGAGAGCUGGGAGAUUUCGCUCCUCAAGAACAGCGCUCGCGCGCUGUGUGUGAGAGGAGAACUCGGUGUGAUCUGGAUCCCAGUGUAUGUAUGAUGCUUUCUUUCUUUUGUUUGUUUAAUGUUCUUCUUCACUCUUCUUUCUUUC
This is a messenger RNA of Selaginella moellendorffii, 1280 nucleotides long. RefSeq names its product cyclin-dependent kinase inhibitor 3. Gene Ontology annotation, molecular function: cyclin-dependent protein serine/threonine kinase inhibitor activity. The transcript is spliced from 4 exons. The record is from RefSeq and is a predicted model, not a curated record. NCBI's taxonomy places the organism in Eukaryota, Viridiplantae, Streptophyta, Lycopodiopsida, Selaginellales, Selaginellaceae. The coding region runs from base 248 to 835 and encodes 195 amino acids. Gene Ontology annotation, cellular component: nucleus. Gene Ontology annotation, biological process: negative regulation of cyclin-dependent protein serine/threonine kinase activity.